Linum trigynum is the source of this 1405-nucleotide messenger RNA. The record is from the annotation of a GenBank genome assembly. Lineage: Eukaryota; Viridiplantae; Streptophyta; Magnoliopsida; Malpighiales; Linaceae.
AAUCAUGCAGAGGCAAUAGUCUCACCACGAACAAACAAAAAGAGAAAUAAAAAUGAGGGCAUCAGUUGUUGUUGUUCUCGUAACCGUUCUUUUCGCGACGGUUUUUCUAUCCGCCUCGUCGCUAAAACUUCCCGUCGCCAAAGAAUGGAAGCCGAUCAAGGACUUGCGAGGCGUGGACGUGACCGCGGUGGCGGAAGCCGCCGUGAAGCAGUUCAACGGGAAGCUGCCCUCCGGUAGCAAAGAGCAGCUGAAGCUGAAGAGCGUGGAGAACGGCGACGUGAAGGUCGUCGGCGACGGGAAGUUCGUUUACCGCUUACAUCUGAUGACAUACACAAACUGCGGCGUGGGACCCAGUAAGAAGGCCCAGCUUUACGAGGUGGUCGUCGGCGUCGCCGACGCCAAGUCCGGCGGUAAGAUGAAACAGCUUCUCGCCUUUUUGCCCGUACUGAAUUAACUAAGGGAAACCUUGAGAAGCUAACCGUUCGGCGUUUGAUACGAUUAAUCGUAAUAUAGUAUGGUUUAUGAAUUAUUGAAUUAUAUACAAUUAAGGAAUGAUAUUUCGUUUUCUCAAAUGAAAUACCAAAAAAAAAAAUAUAUUGUGUAAUAUCGUUCUUAAACUAAAAUAUAGCAUCUUUAAUCGAUACCUUAUUGACAAAAUAUCGUAGCCUAAUACAAAUUAAAUGGGUUAACUAAUAUGUCUUGGGUCUCGAGAGACGACAAUUACAAAAAAAAAAAAUUCUACACUUGUGUUCUGUAUUGGCUUAUGUGGAUUACAGAAGCUAUGCGCAUGAACGGUGAAUCCUAAUCAGUGAGAUAAUUUAGUGUCUAAUUAAUCGACUAUCAUGAAAGUCAAAUUUUUUUUGUAUAACCUAGUUGAAGGAUGCUCAAUUUGAAGUGAGUGAACAAAAUUUCAUACUCGUAGAUAUAUAUACAUAUAGAAUUAUGUAGAAUGCCGUAGAAGAUUUUCUCGUUAUUAGAAAUCUGGAAAAAAAUAAUAGUUCGUGCUAAGGAAUUUGAACCCCUUGUGGCCAAGAAGUAGGCCAAGGCCUAAUGGUAGAAUUUUCAAUUAUAUUUUGAAGGUUGAAAGGUCGCCAUGUGGGUGACUCGGUUAUUUCUAAAUAAUACAAAAAUAUACGUAAUUGAGGAUAUCCGCCCGAAUCCGACUUAAUUGGGUAGGAUUAGCACCCUAUCCGAUCCUGGGGUCCAUGUGGGUGACUCGCGAUUAAUAUCUUCUGGUUCAAUUGUAAAAUCUACCCUAUAUGGUACUACAAUCCAUAAGAUUGUAAAAAAUCUACAUAUAUGGUACUACAAUCUAGUUUGAUCCCUCAAUGAUAUUAUCUGGUUUGUGAUGCACAAACCACCAUUAAUUAACAAGGAUUUCCCUAAAUAAAUCCCAGAUACACAC